Messenger RNA from Drosophila rhopaloa, 3195 nucleotides. RefSeq lists its product as uncharacterized. Gene Ontology annotation, molecular function: protein binding. Gene Ontology annotation, cellular component: cytoplasm. The record is from RefSeq and is a predicted model, not a curated record. The coding region runs from base 48 to 3023 and encodes 991 amino acids. The transcript has 3 exons. NCBI's taxonomy places the organism in Eukaryota, Metazoa, Arthropoda, Insecta, Diptera, Drosophilidae. Gene Ontology annotation, biological process: tRNA methylation.
GACGGAGUGUGUUUAUCAAUCAACGUGUUUACAAUACAAAUAAAGCUAUGGUUUUGAUAUCUGAUGCUUUUGCCAUGCAUGUGUCCUCCAAUUGCAUAUUGGUUGGGCAUGGAGAUCAAGCGGUUUUAUACAGUUCAAAUGCCAAAGUCGAGAUGCCGGUUCGGUUGCGUGAAGGAAAAGUUCGUGGAUUUGAGUGGAGUUCUUUGAAUCAAUCGCAAAGAUUACUAUUGCUUUAUAGCGAAAAUGAAUACUCGCUCAUUAUAUGUACCUCCAUUUGUGAUAAGGACCAGUUUCAAUUGAUUUACGAGGGCGAAACCAAAGACUGGAUUAAUGCUGCUAUGUUUUUCGAGGAGAAUGCAACAGAUAAGACACGAUUUGUCCUGCACACCUCGCAUAGUGCACUCCUUUAUUUGGAAUUUAAUAUUACAUCCAGUGAAGACUGCAAAGUUUUGGAAUUAGCCAGAUGUACGGACAGCUCCAUUCUCUACUACACGCGAUUGCAUGGCAAUUGCUAUAAUAAACUGGCAAUAAUAAGUGGAAAUGCCUUUGGUGAAUUGCUGCUAUGGCAAACUCAAUUUCCCAUUGAAUCCGAAUGUAACAGCAUUAUGAAAACAUAUCCAUUGCUUUUGCGUCUACAAGCACACAAUGGAGUGAUUCACAGCAUUGAUUUUGAUUUGGAAUCGCAACUAUUAGUAACAACAUCUGACGAUCGUUCGGUUAAGUUUUGGAAUAUUAAAAAAUCAGCCGACUGGACAACCGCCGAGCUUAAGCCAAUGUAUAGUUGUUUUGGACAUGGAUCACGUGUAAUGUGCGUUAUAAUCUUUAAAGUUGGUGAACAAACAUUUGUGGCUACUGGCGGUGAGGAUUCCUACGUCUGCAUUUGGAGUACUGCUGGCGAAUUGCUGUUAAAACGCCGUCAGCAUUUUGGGGCACCAAUUUGGCGGCUGGGAUUCAGCGAGGAUGCACAUACACUUUACAGCACCAGCUCUACGGGUAACUUGGUCGGUCAGAACCUUAAGGAAAUCUUCAACCGAGAUAGGAAUCGCCCCACUAUGCUGAGCAGUGUAGGUGAUGCAAAUGAGUUUCCGAGGAAUAUUAAGUUCCUAAAUGACGACACAAUUGUUGGCUUAAGUAGCUCGAAUCGAUUAUAUUACACUCGAAUAUUGCCAGAUUCUCCUAAUGACAACAAUUGGCUUUUGGUAAAUGAUUUUCCAUCAUACAAACGGACAGUUUUAGAGGUCUUCGAUGGCCUUAUAGCUACUUGUGGUCAUCGACGAAUAACAAUUCACAGGUAUAAUGCACUCACAAAUAAGUUCGAAAACCUUUUUGAUGGCAUUAGGAUGAAGGGCACGAUUCGGUCUUUUCAAUUUUUAAGCAGAGACCAAUAUCUUGUAUCCGAUAACCUGGGUUACUGUCUGUUAUUGAAAACACACGAGCUUUGCAUAGACUCUCAUAUUGCUCUUUUCAAUGAUCGCGAGCCUUGGAUAACAGCUGCCUUGCUCGUUUCCGAGCAUUAUCUUUUGUUGGGCAAUCGUAAGGGGCAUGUCAUGCUAUACCACCGCAGUUUAGGAAACGACUUUGUGUUAAAAGAUACAAUUAAAUUUUUGCAUGGUAAAAUGGGUGCCAAUUUUUUUAAAUUAAUGAAUGUCAAUAAGGACUAUGCCAAUGUUAUGAGUGGUGGCCACGAAGCUUUUCUAAAAUAUCUACACAUAGGAUUUACGGACUGCACUUUGACUGUUAGACAACGCGAAAGUGUUCCAUUAGCUUGGGUGGAAGCAGCUCCUUCCGAGGACUUGGUUUUAGGCUUUAAUGACAAUCACAUUGUGGCCUGGUCACGCCAACACGAUGUCCUCUUGCAGGUGGAGUGCGGCGGGGGCAAUCGAUGCUGGGACUACCGGCUGGGUAGUAAUUUACUUUCCAUAGCUUAUGUGAAGCAGAAGCGUGUCUUAUUCCAUAGCAGUCCACUCUACAGUGCAGUCGCCGUCAGUCGCAUUAAAGACAUACAAAAUAAUACCUGGCACACACGAAAUUGCAAUACAAUUCGACUUCUGACGCCCAAAAGUCAGGCGGAUCCUUUUAUUCUCUCCGCUGGCGAUGAUAAUAUUAUAAAAGUCACGAAAAUAAUCAAUGAUUCACUAUUCCAAUGUGCUGAAUUGCACUCUCAUAUCUCAACAGUUCGCUGUCUUCAGGCCCAUCUUUGUAAAUCGGAAAACGACUCAAGUUCAUGGCUGAUUUUCUCGGUAGGAGGUCGAUCCCAACUCUGUAUUAGCCAACUGAACAUAGACAUAUCGAAUAAGUGCUACAUUACUGAACUGUGCACACAUACACUGCAGAAUUUAACCCCGUCUAAAACCAGCACUAUUGAAGCGCGACUUAUGGCAAUCGAUAUCGCCCCGCAUUCUACUGAGGGAUAUUUCUCAAUAUAUGUAGCAGGAGCUGAUGGGAAAAUCAGUCAUUAUAUCUGGAACUGCAAAAAUCCAUCCCAUCUUGAUUUCAAAACUUUUGUAGAUAUAAAAAGAUGCCCACUGACGGUGCAGUGGAUUGGCAACAAAGGAUUAUUACUAAUCACAACAACGAAUGGAGAAAUCUACGGUUUUGAUCAAACGUUACAAACAAUUUGUGUUCAACUACAACUCCAUGUGACGGGAGUAAAUACGAUAGAUAUAUACGUCGAAAGGCACAUAUUGCACAUAUUGUCAGGCGGGGAUGAUGAAAAUAUAAAGUACACAGUACUUAAUUUGGACAGCAAAAGAGUGGAAUAUAAAACUGAAUUUUUGGGCCUGCACAAUGCCCAAGUAAAUGCUUUAUCAAUACAUUGUCGCACCAAGGAGACCAACGAGGAAUCUGAAAUGUUUGCUUACACUUGCAGCAUAGAUAGACAGAUCUAUAGAAUAAACCUUAAAACCCGUCAAUAUAGCCGAGUUGGAUAUACCUGCAUAGCUGAUGUCAAAGGAAUGCUUAUAGACGAAUGUCAGCGGAUGUAUUUUUACGGAUGCGGAUUACAAACUAUCUGUAGACAAUAACUUUAAGAGACUAGAGUAUGUUAAUUAUUUGUUGUGUUUUAAUUACUGUCGCAUAGUGAUAUGAAACAGUGGGUAAAACGUAAAGAGAAAACCUGAAUUGCCUUACCUGUCAUUUUAUAUGUGAAACUUGAAAAGGUUGUGCCGUUGUUUUUAAAAAAAAAUAAAUAAAUGA